AUGCCGCGGCCGGGGAAGAGCUCGUACAGCGACCAAAAACCGCCCUACUCUUACAUCUCGCUGACCGCCAUGGCAAUCCAGCACUCGGCCGAGAAAAUGCUGCCGCUGAGCGACAUCUACAAGUUCAUCAUGGAGCGCUUCCCCUACUACCGCGAGCACACACAGCGCUGGCAGAACAGCCUGCGCCACAACCUCUCCUUCAACGACUGCUUCAUCAAGAUUCCGCGGAGGCCCGACCAGCCUGGCAAGGGUAGCUUCUGGGCGCUGCACCCCGACUGCGGGGACAUGUUCGAGAACGGCAGCUUCCUGCGGCGUCGCAAGCGCUUCAAGGUGCUGCGCGCCGACCAUACUCACCUGCACGCCGGAAGCACCAAGGGCGCGCCGGGCGCCGGUCCGGGAGGGCACCUUCACCCCCAUCACCACCACCACUCCCACCACCACCAUCAUCACCACGCUGCCGCACACCACCACCAUCACCACCACCCACCCCAGCCGCCGCCUCCGCCGCCCCCUCCGCCGCCGCACAUGGUACACUAUUUCCACCAGCAACCGCCUACUGCUCCGCAGCCGCCUCCGCACCUCCCGUCACAGCCCCUGCAGCAACCGCCCCAGCAGUCGCAGCCUCAGCAGCCGUCUCACUCCGGCAAGAUGCAGGAGGCGGCGGCCGUGGCGGCGGCGGCGGCGGCGGCCGCGGCAGCCGCAGUGGGCAGCGUGGGACGCCUGUCUCAGUUCCCACCCUACGGGCUGGGCUCGGCCGCCGCCGCUGCCGCCGCGGCCGCGGCGUCCACAUCAGGCUUCAAGCACCCCUUUGCCAUUGAGAACAUUAUUGGCCGGGACUACAAGGGCGUGCUGCAGGCUGGAGGGCUGCCCUUGGCGUCCGUCAUGCACCACCUGGGCUACCCCGUGCCCAGCCAGCUUGGCAACGUCGUCAGCUCCGUGUGGCCGCACGUUGGCGUCAUGGAUUCGGUGGCCGCCGCCGCGGCCGCCGCAGCCGCAGCCGGAGUCCCUGUAGGCCCGGAAUAUGGGGCCUUUGGGGUCCCGGUCAAGGCCCUGUGCCACUCGGCAAGCCAGAGCCUGCCUGCCGUGCCGGUGCCCAUCAAGCCCACGCCUGCGCUGCCGCCCGUGUCCGCGCUGCAGCCGGGGCUCACUGUCCCCGCGGCUUCGCAGCAGCCUCCGGCGCCAUCCACCGUGUGCUCCGCGGCCGCGGCCUCGCCCGUUGCCUCUCUGCUGGAGCCCACAGCCCCUACCGCGGCCGAGAGCAAGGGCAGCUCCUUGCACUCGGUGCUAGUGCACUCCUAG
Nomascus leucogenys (northern white-cheeked gibbon) is the source of this 1299-nucleotide messenger RNA. It is a transcript of the gene FOXB2, whose product is annotated as forkhead box B2. Lineage: Eukaryota; Metazoa; Chordata; Mammalia; Primates; Hylobatidae. The record is from RefSeq and is a predicted model, not a curated record. Gene Ontology annotation, molecular function: DNA-binding transcription factor activity, RNA polymerase II-specific; RNA polymerase II cis-regulatory region sequence-specific DNA binding. Gene Ontology annotation, biological process: anatomical structure morphogenesis; regulation of transcription by RNA polymerase II; cell differentiation.